This is a messenger RNA of Malassezia sympodialis ATCC 42132, 912 nucleotides long. Its product is annotated as 3-hydroxyacyl-CoA dehydrogenase family protein. Gene Ontology annotation, molecular function: NAD+ binding; (3S)-3-hydroxyacyl-CoA dehydrogenase (NAD+) activity. The record is from RefSeq and is a predicted model, not a curated record. Gene Ontology annotation, cellular component: mitochondrion. Lineage: Eukaryota; Fungi; Basidiomycota; Malasseziomycetes; Malasseziales; Malasseziaceae. Gene Ontology annotation, biological process: fatty acid beta-oxidation.
AUGGCUGCCCAGAAGGAGAUCAAGAACGUCACUGUCUUCGGUGCCGGUCUGAUGGGCGCUGGCAUUGCGCAGGUUCUGGCUCACGUUGGCCAGUACAACGUGACACUGGCGGAUGUGACCGACAAGGCUUUGACGAAUGGCCAGAACAUCAUCUCCAAGUCGCUCUCCCGCAUCGCCAAGAAGAAGAUGACUGACAAGUCGGCGGAGGAGCAGGAGGCCUUUGUAAAGGGCGUGGUCGACUCGAUCACGGUGACCACGGACGCCUCGAAGGCCGUGGAGUCGACUGACCUGGUAAUUGAGGCCAUCAUUGAGAACAUGAAGAUCAAGCAGGACCUGUUCGCCUUCCUGGAGAGCAAGGCGCCCGCGGAGGCGAUCUUCGCAAGCAACACCUCGUCGCUGAGUAUCACUGACGUGGCGAAGGCGACGAAGCGCCAGCAGCAGUUUGGCGGUUUCCACGCGUUCAACCCUGUGCCGCAGAUGAAGCUGAUUGAGAUUGUGCGCACGGAGCAGACCAACGACGAGACCCACGCCGCGCUCGUCGAGGUGGCCAAGCGCAUGGGCAAGGUGCCUGUGACGUGCAUUGACUCGCCCGGUUUCAUCGUGAACCGCCUGCUGGUGCCCUACCAGCUCGAGGCGAUCCGUCUUGUGGAGCGGGGUGUGGCUUCGCCCGAGGACGUCGACACGGCCAUGAAGCUGGGUGCCGGCUACCCCAUGGGUCCCUUUGAGCUUGCUGACCUGGUCGGCCUCGACACAAUGGAGCACAUCGCCAAGGGCUGGCGCGAGACCUGCGCCGGCUCGGAGCACCUGCCCGCCGACCUGGUGACCGAGUCGCCGAUGCUCACCAAGCUGAUCCAGGAGGGCCGUCUGGGUCGCAAGACCCCUGAGAAGGGUGGCUUUUACCAGUACAAGUAA